AGCAGAGAGGUAUGGAGAUACAUUCAGAGCAGCUGAGAGAAGAGAGGGGGCGAGAGAGGUAGGAGUGAGGUUGGAGUUGGGGGGAGAGAGAGAGGGAGGGAGAGGGAGGAAUGCAGUCCAGCCUCUCUGCGCUGUGGAGCAGCAGCCACUCAGUCCGACACUGAAGGACACAGAGAGAGGAGAGACAGCAGGAGGACAAGAAAGAAAAGAGGAAGAAAGAGAAGCAUCUGUUCUUUUCCUCUCUCUCUUCCUCUGUGGAUAAAGAGGACAAACAGCAGCAGGAGGUAAAGCAGGAGGAGGAGGAGGAGGAGGAGGUCCGUGCCUCCUCUCGCACCGUCAGCCCGAGGAGCCUCGCAGCCCGACGGUGUCAUUGCGACAGCGCUGAACGAGGGAGAGUGGCUGCUGCUGUGUGUGUGUUUCUGAGUGUGUGUGUUCAACCAUCAACAGCUGAGGAUCCGUCCCUCAGGUGGAUUUGGAGUAAAACCUGGGAUUUUGAUCACGAGGAGGAAGAGGGGGAGGAGGAGGAGUGUGGUGUGGGGGGGGGUCGCUUGCUGGUGUUGUUGUCUGUUGCACCUCCUUUUCCUCCCGCUCCUCCCGGUGCAGAGGAGUGAGCCGCCGCGCUCUGCUCGCUCGCCUCUCUCUCUUCAGCCGGCUCUGCUGUAACUGUGCCGGGACCACGACCGCUCACCCAGGGAGAGGAGAGGCAGAUGGGUCUCAGCCCGUCCUCACUGUGGCAUCCACGAACAUCAUUUCCCAGAAUGCCUCGGGUCUGACCCCUCCAGGUAACCUCCAUCGACCAUCAGCGCCUGUCAGACGCCUCCUGACUCUCAGCCAAUCGACACAUCUUCCUCGACAGUGCCAUGGCAACCGCAUCCGUUCAAAGGCUCUGUGGUCCCCAGCUGCUGCUGUGAGGACGCCGAGGAGGGAAAAGAGUAAAGAAGCAAAGGAUUCUGGAUGUUUUUAAUGGACUUGGUUCUCCAGUCGCAGAGGAGCCUGGGAGCUUGUGGGAGGAUUUUCCUUUUCCUGGAUCCUGUUUGGGGACUGUGAUGCAAAAACAAGUGUAAGUGAACCCGAGCCUGGACUCAGUGGAUGUGCUGUGCUGUGCAGGAGCCGAACAUAAAAAAGGACCAGAUUCUUGGAGAUGUCGAGUCACAGGAGGUGAUGCUACCAUGUAGCCACGGCGACCCGCUGAAACCUCCCAGAAACUUUCCUUUAACGAGCUGAGAGCUGCUGGAUGUACCAACACACACACAGUCAUCAAGCUGAAACAAACACACACUCGAUAAGCUGAGCGAGGAGUUAGAAAGUGCUACCAGGUUAUUAUCGGCCCCGGCGCUUCCUAUUUUCGUCUUUAAUCUUUGUAUUCUGAGUAAUCAUCUUUUUAAUUAAUGGCAACGACGGCGUGAAAUCUUCCCUGCCACCCCCUCCCCACUCUCCUUUCCCGCCGCCGCCAGAGACACCUGAAACCAAUUAGCAACAGCAGAUCUAGAUGGGGAUUAGACGCAGGAAGAGCAGGAGAGAUUAGGUACAAACACAAAGAGGGUAAAAGGGGAAGAGGGAAAAAAAACAGGCGAGGAACUGAAACGGUGGCAAAAGCAGAGCGGAGGAGGGGCUAAAGACAGACCUGUCAAUCAUCCUGAGUGAUCGAUAGGAGGGAGGAGCAGAGGGCGGGGCGGUGGGGAGGGUAUGGCGAGAUCAGGGCGGCGGCCCGUGGACAAGAUAACGACUAGUUGUGAGUCAGCAGGUAGAGUGGACUGCGAGAGCCCCGAGUGUUGACUGGCAGGUCCUCCAGCCUCCCAGGACUCAUUGUCAUUCUCUGCACUGUGUGGGCGAGGGAGGGAGGGAGAGAGAGGAGAGACUCUUGGCCAGUCGCCACCAUCAGGGCCAAUUAAGAGAAUUUGAUUAUAUGCCUUAAUCUUGGCAGUCAGGUGGAAAAGCAGACAGGAAGAGAAAGAGGAGGCAGAGCAGGUGCCUCCGACACACACCAUUAUCUCUGUCCGUCUGUAACUGAGUGUGUUUCUGCCCCGAUCGUGUGUUUUCUUCAUCUCGUCCACAAACCAGAUCUGUCUUUUCAGAGAGGCAGGAGCGGUGGAGGCUCCUCCAGAGAAAAGAGGGAAAACAGAGGAGGCUGAGGAGGGAAGGACGAGAGGAAAGGCCCUGUUUCUGCCUGAAAUGUUCAUUUUUCACUUUCUUCUUUCUUACUGACAGAAAACAGACUUUCAGUUUGUGUUUGUCACUUCAGUCCAGCACAGACAGACUCAUCCCCUCCUCCAGACGUCUUCUCCUGCCUCCCAGUGUGGACCUGUUCUAUCUGGAAGUGUCCCCCCUGCCUCCUCAAUCUCCACACCGAGCCUGAGAUAAAAGCAAAAAGCGACAGAUAGACAGAAAAAUAAAAGAAGAGAGAGACAGCAAAGGACUGAGUGUGGAGAGGACAGAGCAGAGACUGGGCUUCCUCAGUCCCAGACGCCCCGAGGCUCCCGCCGACUGUCCCCAAAGCUUCACUUCCUCUUUUUAAAAUUCAUCUUCUCCCCGGAGCUUUUUUCCAGCUCUCCUCCUUGUGGAUCCUAUACUCUGUCCCGGACCGGCCCAGACUAAACUGGCUUCCAUCAUCCGAGGGAAUCUUUUCAUAUCGGCUCCUGGUGUCGUCAUCUUCAUUCUGUGGCGGUACAGGCAGCCAGCAGACCAUUCUCCAUGAGGAGCAGUGGAAGAUGCCGGCUCUGCCAGCACUGCUGCUGUCGAUUUACAUCGCCGUCCUGCUGCUGACCAUGGCACCGCUCUCCUUCAGCCAGGCCAACACCCUCUCUGCCGUCCGGAUGGCGGCCAUCUUGGACGACCAGUCAGCGUGUGGUCGUGGCGAGCGUCUGGCGCUGGCUCUGGCGAGGGAGAACAUCAACAGUCUGAUGGAGGGCUCCUCCCAGGCGAGGGUGGAGGUGGAUGUCUACGAGCUGCAGAAGGACUCCCAGUACGACACCACCGACACCAUGUGUCAGAUUCUGCCCAAAGGUGUGGUCGCAGUGAUUGGACCCGCCUCCAGUCCCGCCUCCGGGUCCACCAUCAGUCACAUCUGUGGGGAGAAAGAGAUCCCUCAUGUGAAGAUCGGUCCGGAGGAAACCCCAAAGCUGCCGUACCUUCGCUUCGCCUCGGUGACGCUCUACCCGAGCAACGAGGACCUGAGUCUGGCCAUCGGAUCCAUCCUGCGCUCCUUCGGCUACCCGACGGCCAGCCUCAUCUGUGCUAAAGCAGAGUGCCUGCUGCGAUUGGAGGAGCUGGUCCGGCGGUUCCUCAUCUCCAGGGAGACGCUGUCGGUGCGGAUGCUGGACGACAGUCUGGACCCAACGCCUCUGCUGAAGGAGAUCCGAGACGACAAAGUGGCCACCAUCAUCAUCGACGCCAAUGCCUCCAUCUCCUACCACAUCCUCAGGAAGGCGAACGAGCUGGGGAUGACGUCGGCUUUCUACAAGUACAUCCUCACCACCAUGGACUUCCCUCUGCUGCGGCUGGACGACGUGGUGGACGGUCAGUCCAACAUUGUGGGCUUCUCCAUGCUGAACAGCAGCCAUCCCUUCUACCUGGAGUUCAUCAGGAGCCUCAACCUGUCCUGGAUGGAGGGUUGCCUCAUCAGCCCGUACCCCGGACCAGCGCUGUCGUCGGCCCUGAUGUUCGAUGCGGUUCAUGUGGUGGUGAGCGCCGUGCGGGAGCUGAACCGCAGUCAGGAGAUCGGAGUGAAGCCGCUGAGCUGCACCUCCCCGCUCAUCUGGCAGCACGGAACCAGCCUGAUGAACUACCUGCGUAUGGUUGAGUACGACGGUCUGACGGGUCACAUUGAGUUCAACAGUAAAGGCCAGAGGACCAAUUACACCCUGAAGAUCCUGGAGAAACACCCCGGGGGCCAUAAAGAGAUUGGUAUCUGGUACUCCAACAACACGUUGGCCAUGAACUCCACCUCCCUGGACCUCAACGCAUCAGAGACGCUGGCUAACAAGACGCUAAUCGUCACCACAAUACUGGAAAACCCGUACGUCAUGCGUAAGGCCAACUACCAGGACUUCCAGGGCAAUGACCAGUACAAGGGUUUCUGUGUGGACAUGCUGCGGGAGUUAGCCGACAUCUUGAAGUUCUCCUUCAAGAUCAAGCUGGUGGACGACGGCCUGUACGGAGCCCCGGAGCCCAACGGCAGCUGGACCGGCAUGGUGGGAGAGCUGAUCAACAGGAAAGCAGACCUGGCUGUGGCCGGCUUCACCAUCACCUCAGAGAGAGAGAAGGUGAUCGAUUUCUCCAAACCCUUCAUGACUCUGGGGAUCAGCAUCCUGUACCGAGUCCAUCUGGGUCGUAAACCAGGUUACUUCUCCUUCCUGGAUCCCUUCUCUCCGGCUGUCUGGCUCUUCAUGCUGUUGGCUUACCUCGCCGUCAGCUGUGUCCUCUUCCUCGCCGCCAGGCUCAGUCCCUAUGAAUGGUACAACCCUCACCCGUGUCUGCGGGAGCGGCGGGACGUCCUGGAGAACCAGUACACGUUGGGGAACAGUCUGUGGUUCCCGGUGGGCGGCUUCAUGCAGCAGGGCUCAGAGAUCAUGCCCCGGGCGCUGUCCACCCGCUGCGUCAGCGGAGUCUGGUGGGCGUUCACCCUCAUCAUCAUCUCGUCCUACACGGCCAACCUGGCGGCGUUUCUCACCGUCCAGAGGAUGGAGGUUCCCAUCGAGUCUGCGGACGAUCUGGCCGACCAAACCAACAUCCAGUACGGCACCAUCCACGGAGGAUCCACCAUGACCUUCUUCAUGAACUCGCGGUACCAGACGUACCAGCGGAUGUGGAACUACAUGUACUCCAAGCAGCCCAGCGUGUUCGUGAAGAGCACCGAGGAGGGCAUUGCCCGCGUCCUCAACUCCAAGUACGCCUUCCUGAUGGAGAGCACCAUGAACGAGUACUACCGCAGCCUCAACUGCAACCUCACGCAGAUCGGAGGACUGCUGGACACCAAAGGAUACGGCAUCGGCAUGCCUCUGGGCUCUCCGUACAGAGAUGAGAUCACUCUGGGGAUUUUACAGCUGCAGGAGAGCAACAGGCUGGAGAUCCUGAAGAGACGCUGGUGGGAGGGAGGACAGUGUCCCAAAGAGGAGGACCACCGAGCCAAAGGUCUGGGCAUGGAGAACAUCGGCGGGAUCUUUGUGGUCCUGAUCUGCGGCCUCAUCAUCGCCGUCUUUGUGGCCAUCAUGGAGUUUGUGUGGUCGACGCGUCGAACCGCUGAGACGGACGAGGUGUCAGUCUGUCAGGAGAUGCUGACAGAGUUUAGGAACGCCGUCUCCUGUAAGAAGAGUUCCCGCUCUCGUCGCCGCCGGCCUCUGAGCAGUGCCGGGGGCGGAGUCCUGCGCCACCCGUCCCGCCUGGCUCUGGCCGCGCCCCGCCCCAUCCGUCUGGUCCGCGAGAUGCGCCUCAGCAACGGCAAACUGUACAGCGGCGCCGGCCCACUAACGGGCGGGCUGGCGGGGCUGGGGGCGGGUAUGGGUGGAGGCCCCGAUUUGGGCCCGGGGCCACAGAGGCUCCUGGAGGACCCGCUGGGCGCUAACACCACCACCAGCACGACUCCUCCCCCUCCGCCGGGGUCGGCCCUGGUGGCUCCUCCCGCCCCGCCGCGCAGCUUCCUGCAGAGCUGCAGCCACGUGCGGAUCUGCCAGGAGUGUCGGCGGAUCCAGAGCCUGCGGCCGGCCACGCUCACUCCUCCCCCGCCUCCUCCGCCCUCCUCAUCCUCCUCCGCCUCCUCCUGCUCCAGGAUUCCGCCCUUGGUGGCGACGCCAGGUCACCACCACCGUCACAACCCCCACCACCUCCACUACCACCACGGCUCCAUGUCGCUGCCCCGCCUUCCGCCACCGCCUCCCCCGCUGUCGACCGACAGAGCCGACAGUGACGGGGGCGGGGGCACGGCAAGUCCUCAGUGGGGCAAAACCAAACCGGCUCCUCCGCCCAGACCAGUGCCCCCCACCAAGACGCCGACACACCCGCCAACGGACUUACUUGGGGGGCACGACUGAGCUGAGGGACGGAGUCAGAGGGGUCGGUGAACUUUAUAUCUCAGCCCCAACGACACAGCUGGACCGGUCCAAACUGGCCUGUCCGCAGGGGUGGAGGGAAGAAACCAUUCUGACCCGUUUGCAGGGUCUUUGACUAGAACAGCACCACCUCAGCUCCACGGAUCAUACCAGUGACCUCUCCACAGGGGUGGACGGAUUAAACCACUCUGGCUGAACAGGAACAAAACACACGUGACACUUUGGAUUAAACCAGCUGAGGUGUUCGCUGUCUGCAGAGCACGGACAAACAGGAAAUGGUUGCCAAAAUGGCCGCCACCCUGGGGUCUGGUUUGUCACACCCCACAUUCAGUCCUCCACCUCUUGCCUCAGCCAAUCAUCACGCUCCGUGCCAAGCGAGGAGGACACUGAGAGACAGACUGAGUUUUACUGUUUGAAUACUGAACCAGGUGUUUGUACAGAAGGACACACACACACACACACACACACAGUAGCAGAGCAGCUGUACAGUUCUCACGGUCAUCUGUCAAUCAUUGGACGUCAGUGGAGGAUGUAGCUCUUGUUGGUGUUUGUACAGACUCCUGCUGAGCGGUGCUGUGAUCCACAAGGCCGCGCUGACGUCGUUCUUAUUUUACAUGUAGCGUCCGAUUCACCAAAUAAAGGACGAGGCAUGACGGGGCCGACAGGGAGGAGACAAAAUGAAAAACGCCAAGUUCAUUCGACCAUGUGACCAUGAGAUCAGUAACUAACCGUUUCCAGCACAUAACUCCCCCUGAAAGCCACAAAGAGAACUGAUUAAUGAGCUGUAGCUGUUGGUAGGUGCAUUACUGACGGUCGGACAGAGCCAGGCUAGCUGUUUCCCCCCGUUUCCAGUCUUUAUGCUAAGCUAGGCUAACUACACCCAGACAUCUCAUUCUCAGAAACAGAAGAAAACAAACAUAUUUUUCCAAAAUGCUGAUCUGUUCUUUAAAAGGUUUGAACAGAGUGAACGGAGCCAGGAAGUAUCUACUGCGCUGAUUUUCAAAGUAAAAGUCCCCUUAAAAAAUUUAUUCCAGCUAACGGCUAAAGUACUGGUGCAGCUCCUAAUUGGAGUUACCCCCAAACCCAGUCCAGAUCAGGUUAUAUUCAAAGAUACAGAACCAGAGCACGGCCAAGAGUUCAGGUCUGAAAAACUGCUACACACAUGGACUGGAAGGGACUGUAUGAAAAUUAUUAGGUUCGGUUCUUUGGGUCUUUAUAUUUUUACUAUUUCUGUUUGUUGUGUUUUUGGUUGGUAUUAAUGUUGGUGCUGCUGUCACUUCUCAUUUAGAAAGGUCACCACCAGGAAACCUGUUAUUUCUUCAGAUUAUCAAACAGACAUCUGUUUGUUCCUGCCAGCUAGCAUUAGCAUUAGCAACAUGGCUGCCUGUUAUCAGCCUAACUACUGACCAAACAACUGCAAGAAUCUCAGUUAGGAAUAGAAACCUUGGUCUCAGAGCUGACUGUCGGGUUUGAACCCUCUCAAGUCCAAAUCCAAUGUUUUUUAUACAGUCCCUAACAGAAGAACAUUUACAGUAGUUUUCUAUAUAAUAAGGGAGUUUUAAAGCUGCACACACACACACACACACACACACACACACACACACAUACACAUUAACUUUGGAGGGUGAACUGCAAAAGAAGAAAAAACAAAAUUUGUGAUUGUACUUUCCUUCCUGUCUGAUCUGAGUCUGACUCGUUUUCUUUAUUUUUUCUUUUUCAUGGGAAACUUGAGUCUCUGAGGUUUUUUUUCUUUGUUUUAAAUCGAUGUCAUGAUAAUGAUUCAUUCACCACUUUGAGGUUUAAAGUUCAGCUGCCGGCAAACUCCCAGAUCCACACACACACAUCAACAAAUCAGAAUCGACCGAUAACACAACUAUUGAUCGUCAGCUCCACAUGUGAUUGCUUUACAGUCGCCUGGUCGCAGUGUACAAAACGAAAAGGAGCCGAAUAUAAAUCAACUCCUACACAUUUUUUCAGUAACCACACACUAAUGAAACAUUGUUUUGUUGAAGAUCAGUGCCUGUAGUUUUUGUUUUUUUAUGUUUUUGCAUAGAAACUGUGGAGAAGUGACGGCAGCAGCAGCCGAGGUGAAAAACACGUUUAUGAUAAACAAAAACGCACAGGAAUGUUGAUGUAAACUGUGACUUUAAAUGGGUGUGAGUGUGUGUGUGUGUGUGUGUGAGAGAGAGUAUGUGUGUUGUGCGUUUCAUCAUAUCGUCAGCUGUUUAUUUCAUGUUUUUUCUGCUCCUUCUCUCAGAUUUGUACCAGCAGUGCUCAGCUGAUCAGUAGGACAGAGACGACAGAUGGAUAUUAUUCUGAUGAUUCUGUUGUUAUCAUUAUUAUUGAUAUUGACGUGUGGGGUGACUGUAGGAGGGAACCUGCCCUCUGAUGUUCAAUAUAUAGACACACGUUUGGAAUAAAAAACCAAAAAAAAAAAAA
Molecule: messenger RNA, 8483 nt
Organism: Lates calcarifer (barramundi perch)
Lineage: Eukaryota; Metazoa; Chordata; Actinopteri; Centropomidae
Product: glutamate receptor ionotropic, kainate 5
Exons: 21
Coding region: 2709-6026 (1105 amino acids)
Biological process (GO): modulation of chemical synaptic transmission; synaptic transmission, glutamatergic; monoatomic ion transport
Cellular component (GO): plasma membrane; presynaptic membrane; postsynaptic membrane
Molecular function (GO): kainate selective glutamate receptor activity; transmitter-gated monoatomic ion channel activity involved in regulation of postsynaptic membrane potential
Source: RefSeq, a predicted model, not a curated record